CGUCCAGUGGAGAUGGCUGGCCGGGGCGCCAAGUUUUUGAUCAGUGGUGCACGAUUGGCUGGGGUUCGACACUACAGCAGUGAUGCACGCACUGUCACCUUAAUACCUGGAGAUGGCAUUGGACCAGAAAUCUCGGCAGCUGUACAAAAAAUUUUCUCUGCUGCAGAGGUUCCAAUUGUCUGGGAAGAAGUUGAUGUAACACCAGUGAAGGGCCCUGAUGGCAAGUUUGGGAUACCUCCGGCAGCCAUUGAUUCAGUUAAUCGAAAUGGAAUUGGGUUGAAAGGCCCUUUAAUGACUCCAGUUGGCAAGGGUCAUCGCUCCCUGAAUUUGGCUAUUCGUAAAGAAUUUAAUCUUUAUGCUAAUGUACGUCCAUGCCGGAGCAUGGAGGGAUAUGAGACACUCUAUAGAGAUGUGGAUGUGGUGACCAUCCGUGAAAAUACUGAAGGAGAAUACUCAGGUAUUGAGCAUGAAAUUGUAGAUGGUGUAGUGCAAAGUAUCAAGUUGAUCACAGAACCAGCUUCUCGUCGUGUAGCAGAGUAUGCCUUUCAGUAUGCCCGUAAUAAUGGAAGGUAAGCUUAUUUCACCAACAUAAGAGGUAGGAAUGUCUGCGUCACUUGGCAUUUUUUGUUUGUCAAAAAUUUAACGUUUAGUUUUGUUCUCGUCAUUCUAAGCACUAGGCCAAUACAAUGGCAUAUCUAUUAUUACUUUAUUUGUGAAAU
Molecule: messenger RNA, 719 nt
Organism: Cherax quadricarinatus
Lineage: Eukaryota; Metazoa; Arthropoda; Malacostraca; Decapoda; Parastacidae
Source: RefSeq, a predicted model, not a curated record